Saccostrea cuccullata (small rock oyster) is the source of this 2204-nucleotide messenger RNA. RefSeq names its product vesicular glutamate transporter 3-like. The coding region runs from base 137 to 1669 and encodes 510 amino acids. The transcript has 12 exons. Gene Ontology annotation, molecular function: neurotransmitter transmembrane transporter activity; L-glutamate transmembrane transporter activity. The record is from RefSeq and is a predicted model, not a curated record. Gene Ontology annotation, cellular component: synaptic vesicle membrane; excitatory synapse. Gene Ontology annotation, biological process: transmembrane transport; synaptic transmission, glutamatergic; regulation of synapse structure or activity. NCBI's taxonomy places the organism in Eukaryota, Metazoa, Mollusca, Bivalvia, Ostreida, Ostreidae.
GAGUGUAAAGCUACAUGCACACGGCACGGACACUUUCAUUCGAAUUCAUUUAAUAACAAUACUUAUAAUAAUGACAAACAGCCAGGGAUUACGUUGAUAUCGAGCUACGUUUUAGAACUUAGGGUGAUCUUCCAUAAUGGGAUGUCCCAAAAGGGCCAUUGUCGUACUGUUGUCCUUUCUGGGUUUCCUGAUUCUCUUUGGCUUCAGAACGGUGAUCACCAUAGUAAUGGUCUACGUCAUCAAAGACAAUGACAAUGAUAGGAUUGGUCUGUUUAAGGAGUGCACCAUAAAUGGUACAGCGUAUGACCUUCAGUUAGACUGGAGUGUGGCCACUUCUCAGUACUUUAACACGGCCUAUUUUGUGGGUUACGUUAUCACUCAACUGCCAGGGGGAUUUCUGGCUGUCCGAUUCUCCCCAACAAAGUUGUUCGGAGGAGCAAUAUUGAUCAGUGGAUCGUGUUUUGUGGUGCUAGCAUUUAUCAUGAAGUAUAGUCCAAUUAUAGUUUUUGUGAUCAGAUUUAUACAAGGACUUGCAGAGGGUGUAAGUCAGCCUGCCAUGAGUUCCGUGGUUUCCGCUUGGGCCCCAAAGUCAGAACGAACUAGGAUAGUAGGAAUCUCAUUCUCAGGAAUUUACCUAAGUACCUCACUGGCCUCUGUCAUUGCUGGGGCCACCACUUGUUACGUCAGCUGGCAUGCAGGGCUUUUCAUCUACGGAGGUUCGGGUAUUCUUUGGUCUCUUGUUUGGUUUUGUACGGUAUACGAUAGUCCCAUGAUGCAUCCAACAUUAAGCGAAAAAGAGAGGCGUAUCUUCACGGAAGAGGGUUCUAAUGUGACCAUAGCUUCAGCCUAUGUGGCUAAAAACAUACCUUGGAGAAAAAUUUUGACGUCAGUACCGGUUUGGGCUUUAUUGCUUGCCAAUUUUACCCGAUCUUGGGUGUUUGCCAUGAUCAUUACCGAGAUACCCCAGUAUUACGCCGAUGCCUAUGCCCUAAAUGUCGCAACGAUCGGAUUUUUGACAUCAUUCCCAUCCAUUUUGAUGACAUUUUCUGUGGUUUUGGGAGGAAUCAUUACUGAUAAAAUGAUUAAAGAAAAGAAAGUGUCAACUACUCUUGGUCGAAAAAUAUCCAUGGUCAUAGGUUUUGGAUUAGAGGCAGUGUGUGUUUUAGCCUUGGGUUUCGUCAAAGAUUACCGUACUGCCUCAGCUGUAAUCAUCCUUGCUGAGGGACUCGCGGGAUUCUCCACUGCAGGGUUUAAGGUGAACACAGUAGACUUGGCUCCACAGUACGCCAGUGUGCUGACAGGAAUCGUAAGGUCAGGGGUACUAGGGGCCACCGUCAGUACAGCGAUAGCCGGAAUCCUCAGACACAAGGAUGUUCAAUCUUGGCAGAAGAUUUUCUUUAUAACUGGAUCGUUGCAUUUGUUUUCUGUGAUAUUUUAUUCCAUUUUUGGAUCUGGACAACAACAGGAAUGGGCUCAGACAGAAUAUACUACAAUAGUGACUCCAAAAGAGGAAUCAAAAAUGACAUACGGUUCUACACUCGCAACUCAGGAGAAAAAUAGUUCUGAUCUUACAGGAAUCGUUUAUAAUUUUAAAGAAGACACACAUAAUGACAACACAUCAAAAGAUACCAAUAGUAAACUAGAAGUACAACAUCUUAUCAAGCCAUAAAAGUUUAGGAGCACAUGUCAGCAUAGAUCAAACUGUUUCUAUCUGAAUCAUGUGAAUAAAAUACAUAAAUAUGUUUGUAUAAUGUCCUGCAUAUGAUAUGGAGGUAUUAAGAAUGUACAGUGAAAUCAUUUUACAUGUAAUUUGUGGGGGACAAUGUUUAUGGGAAAGCAAAAUUUUAUUAUCCGCGGGAAUGUUCUUGUGUGGGUAACUUGUGUAUACACAAAAAUUUAAAGACAAAAAUGUUGACGAAAUAAUUGUAUGUUAUUUCGUGGGUAAGGAUGAACCACGAACUUGAAGAACAUUGGUCCCCCACUAAAAAUGAUAUACCAUAAUAUAAGGUCGCUUCUUAUAACUGUACUACUUGACAAAGAAGAAAAAGAAAUACAUAUGGAAAUCUAGCAGAGCUGAUGUUCUUUUUGGCCCAACAGCGCGGGAAAAUAUCAUAUAUAUAACUUUACCUCAUAUUGUUAAUUCCGUAUUGUUUAUUCCAUAUAUCCAAAUGAAUCUGAAUUAAAGACACCACAGAAUCUGUAAU